Molecule: messenger RNA, 1225 nt
Organism: Morus notabilis
Lineage: Eukaryota; Viridiplantae; Streptophyta; Magnoliopsida; Rosales; Moraceae
Exons: 7
Coding region: 140-880 (246 amino acids)
Source: RefSeq, a predicted model, not a curated record
UCUCUCUCUCUCUCUCUCUCUCGAAAAGGCUGAAAAAUAUAACACCGAAAAAUCUCUUUCGUUUUACUUAUCAUUAAUCCACCAACGAUGAAAUCUUCAGAUUGUCCUAAACCAGUACUAUAGAUAUCCCCAAACUCCCAUGUAUGCCAUGACAACGUAUCUUCAAAUCAACAUCAAUUUCUCAGCUUGCAAGUUGAGAACUUUGCAUGGCGAAACUUACAAAAAACCCAUUACUCUUAGAGCAGAAUUGGGUACUAUUUUACAUCAGAAGAGAAAGUUUAAAUUUAGAGUUUACAGAGAGAGAUGGUCGUUCUCGGGAGAAGAUAGGGAAGAUGGGAUUUUGCUGAAAGGUGAGAGGAAGAAGAAGAAGAGGUUGGUGUUGGUGAGGUUUAAUCAGGGCUUUGGUUUUAAUGGCGGCGGCGGCGGCGGUGGUGGUGGGAGAGAUGAUGGUGCUACAGCAAGGGUUCUGGGUAAUCUUGCUUUGGCUAUUGGAUUGACUUAUCUCUCCAUGACUGGUCAGCUUGGUUGGCUUUUGGAUGCAAUUGUUUCCAUUUGGCUUCUUGCAGUUAUAAUACCAAUAGUUGGUUUGGGUGCUUUUCUCUGGUGGGCUGGACGUGAUAUAGUUCAAGACAGUUGCCCAAAUUGUGGAAAUGAUUUUCAGAUUCUUAAAUCUACUAUGAACGAUGAUUUGCAGCUGUGUCCUUUCUGCAGUCAACCUUUCUCUGUGGUUGAUAAUAAGUUUGUAAGGGACUCUGUGAAAUUCUCCAACCAGUCGACAACGUUUGCAGAGGCAUUCAAUGAAUUCGCUCGUUCUAGAAAAGGAAAGGAAACUUCUGCGGCAGUUGUUGAUGUUGAAGCAGAGAUAAAAGAUGCAGACUGAGAGUUCUUGCUCUAACCACCAGCCAUCGUUAAACUAAAUACUUCUGAGUCCAAGAUGGAUGCUUGAGUAUUCUAUGUAAAAUUGAACCGCAGAUGCGCCCAGCGGAAAAGAACCGUUGAGCCGGAGCAGAAUGGUUUCAAGAGUGGGAUUAAAGCUAAAUGUUCGGAGUUUUUGACAGAAGAUUUCUCAGUUGUUGUACCUACCUUACAUAUCAUUUGUCAAACGCAAAAGGCUCUUUAUAGUAUUCCUAGAUGGUGUAUUCUUUUGUAUAAUGUAGAGCUUGUAGGCAUCCCGUGAUAUACCAGAAACGUAUAAAAAUUGUCAAUAAAGAUGUUCUUGGUUAUA